AUGGAGCCAAAGCUUCCCCAAGGUCUUGUGGUCAUGUCAAGUGUGUCUCCUAGUGAAAUUCCGGAACAAGACACAUUGAGUACUAGUGUCUACAAGAGCCUUUGGCAAGCCUACUCGACCUCCCAUCUAGCUAGCAAAGACGAGACUGAACGUCGCCUAGAGCACCUCUUCUGGAGAAUAUGGGGUGUUAAACGGCUCUCCGGCUGCAUCAAUACCAAGACCCUAGAUCGUCUUAUCCUACGCAUCAAGGCACCGGCAGCAUUUCCCGUCGGACAAAGGGUGACUGUUCCACCGUUGCCUGGGACCGGCGACAAAGAAGAAGAAAGGGUAAACACCAGUCUGUUUCACACCGCACCAUAUCAACCCCAUAUCGACGAUUCACGCAAGCCAAUCAAUAAAAGUCAGUCAGGCUGCGCAGCCGGAGCCUGUUCUCCUCAUUUAAAAUCGAAAAAGCCGGAGCCUUCACAGGUUGAAACACAUAUAAAAACUCGCUUGCUCCUUGACACUCCUCUCGGCACAAAAAUAACACUCGACCCCUCCAACUCUCCUACCGGAAGCAUGGCUCCUGAGACCACCCCCAAUCGGGGUAACAUGGGCCAUCCUCGUCGCAAGAAGAAUUCAACUGAUUCCGAGUCGACUCUCAUGCCCGAGAAGUUUGGCAACCAGGGUCUUAAGAAGACAUCCAUUAUUCCUGGGCCUACCGUUAUUACAGAAAUCGUGGGUCAUCAAGUUCCCAAGAAGACUUACUUUACUGCGAUACGCAACGGACGAGGCCCACGCCGUCGCCCAGUUUUCAACCGCCGUAAGUCCUCGCAGACAUCUAUCCCGAAGACCGCACCUCCUGCUCGCCGACGCUCCGAGCCCGCCACUAAAGCAGAUGGAGCCGACACCUUCUACGAAGACAGCUACGUAGAGCUGGGUCUACUGCAGCACCUCAGCUUCCGCGAUGAAGAAGACGAAAUCGCGCGUGACCUGGGACAUGAAAUUGCACCUGAGCCAAAGCCUGCUAAGCCUUCUGUUCCACUAUUUGACGACGAAUUUAUCGAUGAGCCCUCUAUUAUAGAGGCCUCGAAAGAAGCACCAAAGACAGAUCCUGUUCCUUUUCCGCGAGCCUCUUCCCUCCGACACCCGAUGCUGAGCCCUGAUGUUCUCGACAAGAUUACGCCGUCGUUUACUAUGGACAGUCUCCUCGAUUUGCCUGGUGGACCUCAGCUCGCUGACGCUGAAGAUGUUGAGGGGGACUGGACGGAUAUCGAUGCUAUUGAUUCGACACUCCCUGUCUUGCAGCCUUUUAAGAACUUGGUCUCGCAUCAUGAGACUGUUGACCAAGAACUCCCCGCUGUGCAGCCCGCUGUUGUUCCCGUUGUCAGGGAGACUUCGCUGCUGACAUCUGCGAUGAAGGGUGUGAAAUUGUGA
This is a messenger RNA of Penicillium vulpinum, 1416 nucleotides long. RefSeq lists its product as uncharacterized. The record is from RefSeq and is a predicted model, not a curated record. Bases 1 to 1416 code for a protein of 471 amino acids. The transcript is spliced from 2 exons. Lineage: Eukaryota; Fungi; Ascomycota; Eurotiomycetes; Eurotiales; Aspergillaceae.